AUGGAGAUAAUAGAAACUCUUCCUUUUGAUGGGGCUGAAGUGACUAACACCAUUGGGUUUGCAGGAGGAAUUUGGUUGCUUUGGAGUUCAAAUGUGGUGCAUGUGGACAUCCUGGCAACAACUGAGCAGGAGAUUCAUGCUAUUAUUCGAGCACUUAUGGGAGAUUUUAAUGAGGUGCUCACUGAGGAGGAAAAAUCUGGUGGGAAUCCAGUUUGUUUGAGGAGAGUUAGAGCAAUUAAAGAGUGUAUGGAUGCUUGCCACGUGAUGGAUUUGGGUUUCUCAGGACCAAAAUUUACUUGGACAAAUAAGAGGGAGACUGGGGAUCUAAUUCAAUGCAGGCUAGACAGACCCUUUAGAUUUCAGUCCAUUUGGCUCAACCAUGAGGAAUUUCCUUUUGUGGUCAGGGCAGCUUCGGAAGGACAAGAUGUUGGGCUGAAGAGUGCGAUCUCGGAAUUUACUGUAAAGGCUCAAAGGUGGAACAAGGAGGUUUUUCGGAAUGUUUUUGUCAAGAAGAAGCAAAUUUUGGCCAGGCUACUGGGUACUCAGAAAGCCUUAGCUUCUAACCCUAACCCUUUUCUUAUUAACCUCCAGAAUCAAUUAUCUGAGGAGUAUAAUCUUAUUCUUCAAAUGGAGGAGGAAAUUUGGGCAGUGAAAGCAUGA
Quercus robur (English oak) is the source of this 660-nucleotide messenger RNA. RefSeq lists its product as uncharacterized. The record is from RefSeq and is a predicted model, not a curated record. Bases 1 to 660 code for a protein of 219 amino acids. The transcript has 3 exons. NCBI's taxonomy places the organism in Eukaryota, Viridiplantae, Streptophyta, Magnoliopsida, Fagales, Fagaceae.